AUGGGUGGCUCGAUAUCAAAGCUGCUGGGCAGCCUCAUCUGGGGGAAGAAGGACAUACGGAUCUUGAUCCUGGGACUUGACAACGCUGGCAAGACCACCCUUCUGUACAGGCUCAAGAUUGGUGAAGUGGUCACUACAAUACCCACGAUUGGAUUCAAUGUCGAAUCCGUGCAGUAUGGCAAUCUGAAUUUUGACGUCUGGGACUUGGGCGGACAGACCUCAAUAAGGCCAUAUUGGAGGUCAUACUACGCCAACACAGCAGCUGUUGUUUUUGUCAUUGACUCUACCGAUAUUGAACGAUUGGAGAUAGCAGCGGAUGAAUUGCGGUCGAUGCUGAACGAAGACGAGCUCAAAGAUGCCGCCCUCCUGGUGUUCGCUAACAAGCAAGACCAGCCAGGCGCGCAGGGCGCCGGAGAGAUCUCCGAAGCCCUAAAACUGGGCGAGCUGAGAGAUCGAAAUUGGAGCAUUGUUGCCUGUUCGGUGAUUGACGGCAGAGGCAUCAAUGAGGGAAUGGAUUGGCUUUCGUAA
Cladophialophora yegresii CBS 114405 is the source of this 528-nucleotide messenger RNA. RefSeq names its product ADP-ribosylation factor-like protein 1. Gene Ontology annotation, biological process: intracellular protein transport; vesicle-mediated transport. Gene Ontology annotation, molecular function: GTPase activity; GTP binding. Gene Ontology annotation, cellular component: Golgi apparatus; cytoplasm. The transcript has 5 exons. The record is from RefSeq and is a predicted model, not a curated record. The coding region runs from base 1 to 528 and encodes 175 amino acids. NCBI's taxonomy places the organism in Eukaryota, Fungi, Ascomycota, Eurotiomycetes, Chaetothyriales, Herpotrichiellaceae.